AUGGCCUCCUCCGCCGGAGGCCUGACACGGCGCCGAGGCGCGGGCGGCGCAAGCUCCAGCGCAGCAGCAGAGAACGGCGAAGACAGCAACUCCCGUGUGGCCUCGCCCGCACCCAAACCGACCUCCUCUUCCGGCCCCGAAACCUCCUACGAAGCCGGCGAGAAUGGCCACAAGAUCGCGUUCGACCCCAGGGAUAUUUCAGAAAGCGCCGAGCGGCUCAAGCAGCCCAAGCUCACGCUCAUGGAGGAGGUGCUGCUCAUGGGGCUUAAGGACAAGCAGGGAUACCUAAGUUUCUGGAACGAUAACAUCAGUUAUGCGCUGCGAGGGUGUAUCGUUAUUGAGUUGGCGUUCCGAGGUAGGAUCAGUAUGCAAAGAGAUAGCUCGAGGCGGAGGUUCCCACUCGCGGAUCGCUUGAUUGAGGUUGUGGACGAUACUUUGACGGGCGAAGUGCUACUGGAUGAAGCGUUGAAGAUGAUGAAGAGCAGUGAGAAGAUGAGCGUCAGCUCCUGGAUCGAUCUGAUGUCAGGUGGGUAAAGAACAGAAGGCAGGAAGCUGGUGUCCGUGAGCAGAGAGACUGACAUUUUGAACAGGAGAGACUUGGAACCUCAUGAAGAUCGGCUAUCAGCUGAAGCAAGUGCGUGAACGGCUAGCGAAAGGCCUCGUCGACAAGGGAAUCCUCAGAACAGAAAAGCGCAACUUCCUCCUAUUCGAUAUGGCGACACAUCCAGUCGCGGACGGCGGCGCAAAAGACGAGAUUCGCAAGCGUGUACGAGCGGUACUCACAAACAGGACCGUCGUCCUCCCGCCUUCGCAAUUCUUACCUGAAGAGAUGGAGUUCCGAUACUUGAGGACGAUUGCCAUGCUCUGCGCUGCAUAUGCCGCGAACGUCCUCGAGAAUGCAUUGACAACCCUGGGACACGAAGCUCGUGAGCGUGCCUUUGCACAGGUCGAUGAGCUGCUCGCCGAGUACUCACAGUGGCCCUUCGGUCGUAGGACGGGUGGUGCAGCAGCCAUUGGGGCCAACUUGGAUCAGGUCAUCCGGGAUGAGGUGAACGCAGCUAAGGAUAGGGAACUGCAACUAGAGGUAAGUCCUCCAACAACAAGAUCUGGCAGCAGGAUGCUGACGAUUUCUAUAGGUCGUUGCCGCCUGUCUUAGCGUCUUCACCCGCCUCGACUCAUUGCUAUAA
Lecanosticta acicola is the source of this 1187-nucleotide messenger RNA. Lineage: Eukaryota; Fungi; Ascomycota; Dothideomycetes; Mycosphaerellales; Mycosphaerellaceae. The record is from the annotation of a GenBank genome assembly.